AUGAGAGACGAUGCUGCUGGAGUCGAGGAGAAGAAUCUCGGCGAGCUCGUCCGCGAAUGCGGGAGGAACCGCGACCUGUGUGGGGGGCGGCGAUUGCAUGCUCGAAUCCGCGGCAGCAGCAUCCAUGCCCAGAGCUUGUACCUCGCCAACCUGCUCGUGGAGAUGUAUGGCAAGUGCCGCAGCCCCCGCGACGCGCGAUCCGUGCACGACUCCAUCCCUUGCCCCAAUUCCUUCUCCGGGAAUCUGAUGAUCCAGGCCUAUGUCGAGAAUGGAGAGGUCGAGGAGGCGCGGCGGAUCUUCGAUGCCAUGGCCGAGCGCAAUGCGGUCACCUGGAAUUCCUUGGCGGCUGCCUAUGCUCGGAGAGGGGAUGUGGCGGAGGCCAAGAAGAUCAAGAAGAGCAUGCCGCAGUGGGAUGUGUACCUUGGAACCACGAUGAUCACGCUCUACACUCGCCACGGCCGGAUCCACGAUGCCAGGGCGAUAUUCGACUCGAUUCCCCAGCAAAACAUCGUGAUCUGGAACGCGAUGGUCGCUGGCUACGCCAGGAGAGGAAAUCUUGACGACGCGCGCGCGAUGUUCUGGCGGAUGCCGCAGCACGACGUCGUCUCCUGGAAUGCGAUGAUCACAGCACACGUCGAGCGCGGGGAGAAUCGCGAGGCCAAGAGGAUCUUCGAUGGAAUGCCCGAGCGCGAUGUGAUCCCCUGGACUGUGAUCGUCGUCGCGAAUGCCGAGAGCGGGGAUGUGGCUAGGGCGCGCAGCGUGUUCUUGAGAAUGCCCCAGCACGAUGUGGUGUCGUGGACGGCCAUGAUUCGUGGUUUCGCGGAAGAGGGGCACGUGGACGAUGCGAUGGCGAUGUUCGAUUCCGCGGCGGAAAGGAGCGUGGUGUCCUGGACGGCCAUGAUCGAAGGCCUGGCGACGGCGGGAGAUUUGAAUCCAGCGGUCGAGAUGUUCUCUCUUAUGCCCAAAUGGGAUUCCAUCGCCUGGAACGCGAUGAUCACAGUCUUCUCCCAGAGCGGUCGCGUCGACGACGCCCAAUCCUUCUUCCACUCGAUGCCCUCUCGCAACAUCGUCUCCUGGAACGCGCUCAUCGCCGCCUACGCCCAAUCUCGCCAGGUCGACGACGCCAUCGCCGCGAUCUCUCGCGCGCCACAGCUCGAUGUGAUCUCCUGGAACGCCAUGAUCACCGUGCACGGGCUCGUCGGAGACGCCGUCGCGGCCAAGGCCGUCUUCGAUUCCAUGCCCCAGUCUCCUGGAACGCGAUGA
This is a messenger RNA of Selaginella moellendorffii, 1263 nucleotides long. RefSeq names its product pentatricopeptide repeat-containing protein At2g35030, mitochondrial-like. Bases 1 to 1263 code for a protein of 420 amino acids. The transcript has a single exon. The record is from RefSeq and is a predicted model, not a curated record. Lineage: Eukaryota; Viridiplantae; Streptophyta; Lycopodiopsida; Selaginellales; Selaginellaceae. Gene Ontology annotation, molecular function: protein binding.